CUCCGCAGGCGCGGGCGGGAGGGGUCGGGGCGCGGCGCGGUGCGGCGCGGGCGGCUCCGGGCCCAGGUGAAUGGAGUAACCUGACAGCGGGAACGAGGCGACGGCGAGCGGCAGGAAAUGGCGGCGGCGGCGGCGGCGCCGGGCGGCACCGGGAGGCCUGGGCUGUGACGCGCGCGCCGGAGCGGGGUCCGAUGGUUCUGGAAGGCCCGCGGCGCCCAGUGCUGCAGGUUACCUAGGGUAUGCAUAAAUACAGACUUGGAAACUCUGAAAGAACUUAGAGUCAGCAUUUCGAGAGCUGAAGCUUGGGCAUGCUGUGAGUUUCCAAUAAGGUAUCACAAUGUCAGAAUGCAGUUCAGACAGCAACAACACAGCGCUCGCAGACAUUAAAACGUAAGCUGUGCUAGAACAAAAUGCAAUGAAAGAAACACUGGAUGAAUGAAAAGCCCUGCUUUGCAGCCCCUCAGCAUGGCAGGCCUGCAGCUCAUGACCCCUGCUUCCUCACCAAUGGGUCCUUUCUUUGGACUGCCAUGGCAACAAGAAGCAAUUCAUGAUAACAUUUAUACGCCAAGAAAAUACCAGGUUGAGCUGCUGGAGGCAGCUCUGGACCAUAACACCAUUGUGUGCUUGAACACUGGCUCAGGGAAGACGUUCAUCGCGGUCCUGCUCACCAAAGAGCUGGCGCAUCAGAUCAGGGGCGACCUCAAUCCGCACGCAAAAAGGACUGUGUUCCUCGUCAACUCUGCAAACCAGGUUGCUCAACAAGUGUCAGCUGUCAGAACUCAUUCAGAUCUCAAGGUUGGGGAGUACUCAAACCUAGAAGUAAAUGCAUCUUGGACAAAAGAGAGAUGGAGCCAAGAGUUUACUAAGCACCAGGUUCUCAUUAUGACUUGCUAUGUCGCCCUGAAUGUUUUGAAAAAUGGUUACUUAUCACUGUCAGACAUUAACCUGUUGGUGUUUGAUGAGUGUCAUCUUGCGAUUCUGGACCACCCCUAUCGUGAAAUUAUGAAGCUCUGUGAAAGUUGUCCAUCAUGCCCUCGAAUUUUGGGACUAACUGCUUCCAUUUUAAAUGGGAAAUGUGAUCCAGAGGAAUUGGAAGAAAAGAUUCAGAAACUGGAGAAGAUUCUCAAGAGUGACGCUGAGACAGCAACUGACCUGGUGGUCCUGGACAGAUACACUUCUCAACCUUGUGAGAUUGUGGUAGAUUGUGGACCAUUUACUGACAGAAGUGGGCUCUAUGAAAGAUUGCUGAUGGAGUUAGAAGAAGCACUUAAUUUUAUCAAUGACUGUAAUAUAUCUGUACAUUCAAAGGAAAGAGAUUCUACUUUGAUUUCCAAACAAAUCCUCUCAGACUGCCGUGCAGUGUUGGUUGUUCUGGGGCCCUGGUGUGCAGAUAAAGUCGCUGGGAUGAUGGUGAGAGAGCUUCAGAAGUACAUCAAACACGAGCAAGAGGAGCUGCACAGGAAGUUCCUACUGUUUACAGACACGUUGCUAAGGAAAAUCCAUGCACUGUGUGAAGAGCACUUCUCCCCUGCCUCACUUGACCUGAAGUACGUCACUCCCAAAGUCACGCAGCUGCUGGAGAUCCUGCGCAAAUACAAGCCCUACGAGCGGCAGCAGUUUGAGAGUGUUGAGUGGUACAACAACAGGAAUCAGGACAAUUAUGUGUCCUGGAGUGAUUCGGAGGGCGACGACGAUGACGAAGAAAUUGAAGAAAAAGAAAAGCCAGAGACAAAUUUUCCUUCUCCGUUUACCAAUAUUUUAUGUGGAAUUAUUUUUGUGGAAAGAAGAUACACAGCAGUUGUCCUAAACAGAUUGAUAAAGGAAGCUGGCAAACAAGACCCAGAGCUGGCUUAUAUCAGCAGCAACUUUAUAACUGGACAUGGCAUUGGAAAGAACCAGCCUCGCAGCAAACAGAUGGAGGCAGAGUUCAGAAAGCAGGAGGAGGUACUUAGGAAAUUUCGAGCGCAUGAGACCAACCUGCUCAUUGCAACAAGUGUUGUAGAAGAGGGUGUGGAUAUUCCCAAGUGCAAUUUGGUGGUUCGCUUUGAUUUGCCCACAGAGUAUCGAUCAUAUGUUCAGUCUAAAGGGCGGGCCCGAGCGCCGAUCUCUAAUUACGUAAUGUUAGCAGAUACAGACAAGAUAAAGAGCUUUGAAGAAGACCUCAAGACCUACAAAGCUAUAGAAAAGAUCUUAAGAAACAAGUGUUCAAAGUCGGUGGAUGGUGCUGAGGCUGACGUCCAUGCCGUAGUGGAUGAUGAUGAUGUCUUUCCGCCAUAUGUACUGAGGCCCGAUGAUGGGGGUCCUCGAGUCACGAUCAACACUGCCAUUGGACACAUCAACAGAUACUGUGCUCGAUUACCAAGUGAUCCGUUUACGCAUCUAGCUCCCAAAUGUAGAACCCGAGAAUUGCCUGAUGGUACAUUUUAUUCAACUCUUUAUCUUCCGAUUAACUCACCUCUUCGAGCCUCCAUUGUUGGUCCACCAAUGGGCUGUGUACGGUUGGCUGAAAGAGUGGUAGCUCUCAUUUGCUGUGAAAAACUGCACAAAAUUGGGGAACUGGAUGAGCACCUGAUGCCGGUUGGGAAAGAGACCGUGAAGUACGAAGAGGAACUGGACCUACACGACGAGGAGGAGACCAGCGUUCCCGGGAGACCAGGCUCCACAAAGCGACGGCAGUGCUACCCCAAAGCGAUUCCAGAGUGUUUGAGGGAGAGCUACCCCAAACCUGACCAGCCAUGUUACCUAUAUGUGAUAGGAAUGGUCUUAACUACCCCCCUCCCUGACGAGCUCAACUUCAGGCGGCGGAAGCUCUACCCACCCGAGGACACCACAAGAUGCUUUGGGAUCCUGACAGCCAAACCCAUACCUCAGAUUCCUCACUUUCCUGUGUAUACACGCUCUGGAGAGGUCACCAUAUCCAUCGAGCUGAAGAAGUCUGGUUUCACGUUAUCUCAACAAAUGCUUGAGCUGAUUACAAGACUGCACCAGUACAUAUUCUCACAUAUUCUUCGGCUUGAGAAGCCUGCCCUGGAGUUUAAACCUACAGGCGCUGAGUCAGCAUACUGUGUUCUACCUCUUAAUGUUGUUAAUGACUCUAGCACUUUGGACAUUGACUUUAAAUUCAUGGAGGAUAUUGAGAAGUCUGAAGCUCGCAUAGGCAUUCCCAGUACUAAGUAUUCAAAAGAAACACCGUUUGUUUUUAAGUUAGAAGAUUACCAAGACGCAGUUAUCAUUCCAAGAUACCGCAAUUUUGAUCAGCCUCAUCGAUUUUAUGUAGCUGAUGUAUAUACUGAUCUUACCCCACUCAGUAAAUUCCCUUCCCCCGAAUAUGAAACUUUUGCAGAAUAUUAUAAAACAAAGUAUAACCUUGACCUGACCAAUCUCAACCAGCCACUGCUGGAUGUUGACCACACAUCUUCCAGACUGAACCUUUUGACACCUCGGCAUUUGAAUCAGAAGGGGAAAGCACUUCCUCUAAGCAGUGCUGAAAAGAGGAAAGCCAAAUGGGAAAGUCUGCAGAACAAACAGAUACUGGUUCCAGAACUCUGUGCUAUACAUCCAAUCCCAGCAUCACUGUGGAGAAAAGCAGUUUGUCUCCCCAGCAUACUGUAUCGCCUUCACUGCCUUCUGACUGCAGAGGAACUAAGAGCUCAGACAGCCAGCGAUGCUGGCGUGGGAGUCAGGUCGCUUCCUGCGGAUUUUAGAUACCCUAACUUAGACUUUGGGUGGAAAAAGUCUAUUGAUAGCAAGUCUUUCAUCUCAACCUGUAACUCCUCGUUGGCUGAGAGUGAGAGUUACUGUAAGCACAGCACAACUGUAGUCCCUGGGAAUGCUGCACAUCACGGUGCUACUAGACCCUCCUUAGAGAACCACGACCAAAUGUCUGUGAACUGCAAGAGGCUGCCCGCCCAGUCACCUGCUAAGCUCCAAAGUGAGGUUUCAACAGAUCUUACAGCAAUUAAUGGUCUUUCUUACAAUAAAAACCUUGCCAAUGGCAGUUAUGAUUUAGUUAACAGAGACUUUUGCCAAGGAAAUCAGCUGAAUUACUUCAAGCAGGAAAUACCUGUACAACCAACUACCUCAUAUCCCAUUCAGAAUUUAUACAAUUAUGAGAACCAGCCCAAGCCCAGCAAUGAAUGUCCUCUACUGAGUAAUAAGUACCUUGAUGGGAACGCUAACACAUCUACCUCAGACGGAAGCCCCGCGGUGUCCACGAUGCCUGCCAUGAUGAAUGCUGUUAAAGCACUCAAGGACAGGAUGGACUCUGAGCAGAGCCCUUCUGUUGGGUACUCCUCAAGGACUCUUGGCCCCAAUCCGGGACUGAUUCUUCAGGCUUUGACACUGUCAAACGCUAGUGAUGGGUUUAACCUGGAGCGGCUUGAGAUGCUUGGCGACUCCUUUUUAAAGCAUGCUAUCACCACGUAUCUGUUUUGCACGUACCCUGAUGCUCACGAGGGCCGCCUUUCAUAUAUGAGAAGCAAAAAGGUCAGCAACUGUAACCUGUAUCGCCUUGGCAAGAAGAAGGGACUGCCCAGCCGCAUGGUGGUGUCGAUAUUUGAUCCUCCUGUGAAUUGGCUUCCUCCUGGUUAUGUGGUAAACCAAGACAAAAGUAACCCUGAGAAAUGGGAAAAGGAUGAAGUGACAAAAGACUGCUUGCUGGCUAAUGGCACCCUGGGUGAGGACUGUGAGGAGGAGGAGGAGCUGCCGUGGAGGGCUCCCAAGGAGGAGGCUGAGUAUGAGGACGACUUCCUGGAGUACGACCAGGAGCACAUCCAGUUCAUAGACAGCAUGCUAAUGGGAUCAGGAGCCUUCGUGAAGAAAAUUUCUCUUUCUCCCUUUUCAACCUCUGAUUCUGCAUAUGAAUGGAAAAUGCCCAAAAAGUCCUCCUUGGGCAGUCUGCCGUUUUCCUCAGACCUCGAGGAUUUCGAUUACAGCUCUUGGGAUGCAAUGUGCUAUCUGGAUCCUAGCAAAGCCGUUGAAGAGGAUGACUUUGUGGUAGGCUUCUGGAAUCCGUCAGAAGAAAACUGUGGCGUUGACACGGGGAAGCAGUCCAUCUCUUACGACUUGCACACGGAGCAGUGCAUUGCCGACAAGAGCAUAGCGGACUGUGUGGAGGCCCUGCUGGGCUGCUACUUAACCAGCUGCGGGGAGAGGGCUGCUCAGCUCUUCCUCUGUUCGCUGGGGCUGAAGGUGCUCCCAGUCAUUAAAAGGACCAGCUGGGAGAAGGCCUCACACCCCGCUCAGGAGAGCGGCAGCAGCCAACAAAAGAUCCUUGCAGGGAGCUGUGCUGCUGCAGUUGGCCCGCGCUCCUCUGCAGGGAGAGACUUGGAGUACGGCUGCUUGAAGAUCCCACCAAGGUGUAUGUUUGACCAUCCAGAUGCAGAGAGAACGCUGAGCCACCUGAUAUCUGGGUUUGAAAAUUUUGAGAAGAAAAUCAACUACAGAUUCAAGAAUAAGGCUUACCUUCUGCAGGCUUUUACACAUGCCUCCUACCACUACAAUACUAUCACUGAUUGUUACCAGCGCUUAGAAUUCCUGGGAGAUGCGAUUUUGGACUACCUCAUAACCAAGCACCUUUAUGAAGACCCUCGGCAGCAUUCUCCAGGGGUCCUGACUGACCUGCGUUCUGCCCUCGUCAACAACACCAUCUUUGCAUCCUUGGCUGUGAAGUACGACUACCACAAGUACUUUAAAGCUGUCUCUCCUGAGCUCUUUCAUGUCAUUGAUGACUUUGUGCAGUUUCAGCUUGAGAAGAACGAGAUGCAAGGAAUGGACUCGGAGCUUAGGAGAUCCGAGGAGGAUGAGGAGAAAGAAGAGGAUAUCGAAGUCCCCAAGGCCAUGGGGGACAUUUUUGAGUCUCUCGCUGGUGCCAUUUAUAUGGACAGUGGGAUGUCUCUGGAGGUGGUCUGGCAGGUGUACUAUCCGAUGAUGCGGCCUCUAAUAGAAAAGUUUUCUGCAAAUGUGCCUCGUUCUCCAGUGAGAGAAUUGCUCGAGAUGGAACCAGAAACUGCCAAGUUUAGCCCAGCAGAGAGAACUUACGACGGGAAGGUCAGAGUCACCGUGGAAGUGGUGGGGAAGGGGAAAUUUAAAGGUGUCGGCCGGAGCUACAGGAUCGCAAAGUCUGCUGCAGCACGCAGAGCCCUCCGCAGCCUCAAAGCUAACCAGCCUCAGGUUCCUAACAGCUGAAGCCUCCAGACUCACGGCGGCAAGGCAGCGAACCAGACCACAGCAACAUGUCACAAAGGAUGAGUCAAGCUGACACAGUGAAAAAUUGAAGGCAGAAUUUAAAGUUUGAUAAUGAGAUAGAUAACAGAAUAAAACCUUCAAUAUGUGUAUAAACUCUUUGGAACUAAUUGUAGCUUUAGUUUUUUGCGCAGACACAAUCUUGUCUUCUUUACCCACCCCUGCUUUGUUUAGUCACAGGAGUGCUUUAAUGCUGGUAUUUAUUAGCAAGUUGUGAAAUCAUUUUGACAGGUUUGUUUGUUUGUUUGUUUGUUUUUACAGUUAAUUUCUGUUGACUUUGCUUGAUGUUAGAGGCCACAGAGCCUAACCCUUUAACAGUCCCAGAACUAGGGAGUCCUGACCUUGCGGUCCCUCCACACUAGUACCUGUCCUGCUGCAGUUGUCAAGCCCAACAAAACAAACAGUGUGCAAAGGAAGCUCCCGUGGGCAGUGGAGGAGGGGGCAGGGCAGACCCCGGUUGCUGUUGCACGGUUUGUAAGGGACAGAUUGAGUCAGUGUUGGCCGUUGAUGAGUCGAGGCCAUGUUUUCAGAUGCCACACAGUGCUGCAUAGAGGGUUCUUGCCUUAAAAGUAAGGACUUGAUAGUUUGCUGUCUUAGUGCGCCUUUCCCUUUAUCUUAGGCAUUAGAUGAGAUGGGUGGCAGCUCACUAGGGCACCUGCAAUGGAGCUAUUGCAGGUAGGUUUCUGUUGCGUGGACUGAAGGCACUCUAAAGCCCAGAGUGAGUGUGUGGAGUUUUAAAGUGUCAUUAUAGACAGGAGAUGGGGCUGGAUGCCCAGUUUUCCUCAGAACUUCCUGCCAGGUGGUCCCAGUGGAGGAAAUGCUUGCCCAGUCGGCCGUGGUUCUGACAAAACGAGCCUGAGAUGUUGCAGUACACCUAGAUGUGUUGCAGGUGUGUGCUGGAGCACAUCCUGACUGCUGGCAGUACUGCCGGAGUCACCAAAGCUGUGCCGUCAGUCCCAUGGGGUCAGCACUGAGGCCAACUGCCAGGCCUGACCCAUCUGGGGUGGAAGUCGCUAGUUUAGAUAAACUAGGUCAUUAGUUCAUCUCAGAAUCAGAGAAACUAUAGCUGUUUAGGCAUUUGCUGAAGCGUUCUGACUGGGCUUGUGGGCCCUCUUCACUUACACACCUCAGUCCCCUCCCUUUGCCUGCAUUUUCCCGUUGGUGCUAUGUUUAUGUAUCAUGCUUGAAGUUUAAUUUUUUGCACUGUGACUAUAAUACCUCUUACUUUACAUUUUAAAAAUGCGCUAUGGGUUGCUCGUGCCCUCUCACCGACACACAGGAGAGCUUUGCUGCGAUUCGCCCUAUUACGCUUGAAGUUUCAGCAGGCUGAGCCAGGGUGGCUCGCACUUCCCACACAGCUCCUGAGGCUGAUGCUUCAUGUAAUGCUGCACUUAGGUUCAAGUCACCAGCCCCAGAGAGAUGCUGUGUGCCUGUGUGCUUGUGUGCUUGCGAGCACUCGGGCUGUCAGGAACCCCAUGUGAAGGGGAGAGUGAGCUUCUCCAAGGAUUAUGUGUUAUCGCCCAUCUGAAGAUCAAUCGGGAUCUGAAUAUUGUUUGGUAAAAUUAAUUUGGCUGACUCAUCUUAAAUAUUUACUUCUAACAUGAGAUUGUAGUUGUCUGUUUGAUUUAGAGCAUCCCUCUCCCCGUGCACACACAGACCUUAACGCAAGACAUCCUAGCACGUGCGAACCAGGUGAUCUUCUGAAUGUUGUAGCUAUAAUUUGUACAGUCAGAUAGUGAGGUAGGGUGGGAUUGUGGGAGGUGGAGUCCGUUGUCCUAUCACAGUCCUUGGUAAUUUAUAAACUACCUGAUUCUCUGCAUUGUGAUUGGUGCAUUUAUGUCCUGGGAUGCUCUGGCAUCCUGGCACCAAAAUCAGAUUGUUUCACAGUUCAAUUUCUGGUGGAAGAAAAUGCCUCAAUAUAUUUUGUAACAGUAAGGAGAGUAUUUUUUGUUAAUACUAAAAAGUUCAGAAUUGGAUAUGUUUAGAUCAUCCAUUCUCAGGGCUCAAUAUUUUGCCACUAUUCAGAAUGUUGUAUCAAUAGCAAACUUGGGCUGUUUUUCUUUUUUCUUCUUCUUCUUUUUUUUGGUUGCUGUUGGAUAAAAGUACCUAAUAAUUAAUUUGACUCUCAGUUUGAAUCAUACUGUGAUUUACCCAGAGACCAAGUUGGAAAAAUCAAAAAGUAUGAGUUAGACCCUGAUGAUCAGGAAUGCGUUUGUGUUGGGGAGUUGUCCCCAGGCUCACUGGUUGAAAGACUUUGCAUUUUAGAGAAAAAAAUUGUUCUAUUCCUCCCUUGAUGACUUUGUGUACCUCCUCUGCCAGUGUAGCAGGAGGAGGGUAAGCCAGCCAGCGCCCGUGAGGACAAAGCAGCUGCACAGAUCCUGUGCUGCGUGCUUGCUUGUCGGGGCUGCAGUGUUGAUCGCUAUGGCCCCUUUGCAGUCCAAGUCAGGCAGAGUAAGUGAGGCCCUGUCCUCUGUUGGCUUGUGUCUAUGUGGCACAGGCUGGGCAGGACUCCGGAUGCUCUGUCUGGCUACCAGGCACUCGUGCUUAACCCAGAGGGGAGGCCAUGCUUGGGCCUCGAUGUGGUUCUGCCUUGAGAACAUCCUUGGGAUGCCUGCAGCUUGUCACACACUUGCACACUUUAGCUAUUAUUAUUUUGUCCGUGGCAUUUUCUUCUAUCUGUAAAGUGAAAGCAUGGCAGAAAUUUGUUGACUAAACACUUAAUUAUGCUUUUUAAAUGUUUCGGUUACCUUUCUUUUUUUGUUUAUAUUAUGUGAAAUGAUUAAAUUUAGAAUAACCUCUAACACUCCUAUACUUAUCGUUUAAAAUACUGAUGUUUUUAUUUUCUUGACAGUAGUUCAUCCUCAGAUGCAGACACGCUGUGUAAUUAGCAGGGACUUGAGGCUGCUUCGGUUCUUGUUGUUCAGUUCCUGGGUACAGUCGCUCACCGGCAGCCACCAGACAGUGGCUGAGAGCGUGGAGAACAGUCAGAAACCCACAACCACCCGGUUUGCUUGUAGGGCUGUUGAUUUAAAACUACUCCUGGCUUGGUGAAGUCACCUAGUCCUCCUGCACAAACAACGCUGGCACACUGAGGCCUUGCACCUUUAUCUCACAGACCCUGAGCUGAGCUUACAGCUGCAUCCUUAGCCAACUCGGGCUCUGUGUCUCCUCUGUGCUUAACAACGCCCAAGAACCCAUAGCUUCCCACCUGCUGAUUGCUUCUCUGGAAUUUAAUUAUUUCUCAAUAAAAUCUGUAUUUUAUAUAUUGUACAUGAGACAUUUUAAAGAUAUAUAUUUAAGACCAAGGAUAGUUAAACUGACUGUAAAGGGGGUGUGUCUGCCAUGGAGACCGUGUGCUGUCAUGUCCACUGGCAGGAAAAAUGAUCACCUCAAACUAAGUUGCAGAUAUUAUUUUAUUCAUUAUUUUCUUGUCUGUUUUUCUUUGAUAAACAACCGCAGUUUAAAUGUCACAGACGGCCCCAGAAUUUGCUCGGCUGCUGGUUCCAUAGCAGAAGCACAGAGGUGACUGGGAGGAACAUAUUUGCCUUUUCUGUUGUAAAUAAAGGGAAAGGACUGACGAUGUCAGGCUGAGUGUUCAGCUGACAAUAAACUCAGUCCGUCACAGGCUGCAGCCUUUUAAAGAAACAUGUAUUUGUGCACACAGCUAUCACUGCAGCGCUGUGUAAGCACCUACGGACCACAGUUACCUUUAGUUUUUCUGUUUCGUUUCGUUUUUUUAAUAAUUGUAGCCAAUAAAAUUAUUGUCUGUA
Molecule: messenger RNA, 10013 nt
Organism: Arvicanthis niloticus (Nile rat)
Lineage: Eukaryota; Metazoa; Chordata; Mammalia; Rodentia; Muridae
Source: RefSeq, a predicted model, not a curated record